AUGAAAGGGGCUGCCCGGCCCAGCGUCCCCAGCAUAGUAAUCGAGCCCCCCGCUGGGCCAAUGCCGGCUCCGCGACCACCCCCCUCCCCUGGCGACCUUCUGCAGAUCACGGGGCCUGCAGCAGCCGGCGAUGGCUUCAUGGCCGACGAGACCAAGUGCCGUCUCGGGCAAUCUCUUGGUGCGAGCUACUGCGGCGACUUUGAGAUCCGGAAUGCUUACUACAUCGGGUCCGUGAGGAAGCCGCGCCUCUGUCGAACUGUACACCUUGGCGAGGAAGUUGCCUUGACGCCGCUUUAUGCUGGCAGCAGUCUCACGUUCCUGUCGCCUCCCGGUCAGUCCGCUUCUGCCACGAGUCCCUUCUCUCGCAGCACCGUCUUGGCCGAGUGUCCUUUCCGCAGCGCCAUCCGCAUCGCCGUCCCCGUGGCCCAGCAGCGAUAUACCGCCCAAGGCCUGCCACCAGCGCGGCUUUUGCUGUUUGGAGCGGAGCUGCACGUUUGGCGCAGAACUCACACGGCCGGCCGUAGUACCAUGUUCCUACGAAACUCGCAGCCCAUCACCGGUUACCAACUACACCGCGUCAAGGACCAGCCAGCAGCCAUGUUACCGCGCCCUUCGCUCCUGGCCCAGGCCAUACUCUUCAUCAUGGUAGCCCUGCUCAGCCUUGGCUUGGCGGCCCCGACGCCCGGUGCCCCAGACCACGACCAUUCAACAAGGGGUACAGGCAUAUCGAUGGAGGACCGUAGGAUGCUUUACAAAGCAUCUGUUGCCUCCUUGGAACCAGAGGCCAGGGACGCUUUCGCACUGGACAUCCGGCACUAUUUGCUAUCGUCUUUCUUAAUUCCUUGCGGCAUGGCCGCGUGUCCUCCGACGAUGGAGAUUCUUGCCUUUGAGUACGCCAAAAGACUGGUGGCAUACUUGCAAGAUCAUGCGGACCGCGACGCCUCUCAGGCGUUGGACAAGUUGGUGCAAGUGAGCACCGCCAAGGAGCACAACAUCCCCAAGGAGGUGCUCGACAGCUACAUUGCCCUGAUUAUGGAGUUGCUGCGUGCAAUGUAG
This is a messenger RNA of Ustilaginoidea virens, 1056 nucleotides long. RefSeq lists its product as uncharacterized. The transcript is spliced from 5 exons. Bases 1 to 1056 code for a protein of 351 amino acids. NCBI's taxonomy places the organism in Eukaryota, Fungi, Ascomycota, Sordariomycetes, Hypocreales, Clavicipitaceae. The record is from RefSeq and is a predicted model, not a curated record.